Halteromyces radiatus is the source of this 1208-nucleotide messenger RNA. RefSeq lists its product as uncharacterized. The record is from RefSeq and is a predicted model, not a curated record. Lineage: Eukaryota; Fungi; Mucoromycota; Mucoromycetes; Mucorales; Cunninghamellaceae. The transcript has 4 exons. The coding region runs from base 43 to 1137 and encodes 364 amino acids.
AAAUCUUCCUUUUCUUUGUUUCCUGCUACUACUUUUUUAAAAAUGUUUCCUGGUUAUAGUUCUAUUUCUGAUGGUGAUGUUGAAAAACAAGGCUUGCAACCAUCUAAACCCUCUUGUCAAUGCUGGCAACAACAAUGGCAAGAACAAAUCCGUCAACGUAAACAGUCAAGACUGAUGAUCUUUUUGCUGAUCCUUGUCGCCUUUUCCUUUGUGGGCUAUCAUCACUACCAUCAUCAUCGUGUGGAUGCUUUUGACCAUCAUCCUGUGGAUGGAAUGGCUACAUUUACCAAGGAGGAUCCAGUUAAGAUAUGUGCUCAACCUACCGUUCCAUGGGAUGGCCAAACAACUUUUGAAUUCGAUGAAAAGAUCAAACAUUUAGCCAUGUCCCAAAAGACAUUUAAAAGUACGUUGGAGGGUCUACAUCAUGGCAAAAUUGAUGUUCAAGUCAACGAAGCAUUGGAAAAAACCAAAGUAACAUUUGAUAUCAAACUGUCUGAUGAGGCUUUCAAUGAUUAUAUUUGGAUCGAUGAACAUAACUCGGAAGAUACCGUCCGUUUAGUGGUCAGAAGUGAACAUGAUGUACCAUUAUGUUUCCAAAUCAAUGCAGUUAUACAAGUCCCCAACAAGGCAAGUUUGGAUGCGUUAGCUGUAGAGUUUGCGAGUAAUGAUGUCCAGAUCAUCGAUGCUUUACAAUUGCAAGACUUAGCUCUCAGUGUGGUCAGUGGCAACGUCCACAUUGUCCAACCUCUCCAAGCUCGUCAUAUCGAUAUGGCUGCGGCCUCUGGUCAACUGAUCGGUGUGUUUGAUGUGGAUCAAGUUGAUUUCAAAUCUGCUACGGCAUCUGGCAACACAGACCUAACCUUUAUUGGUAUUCAUCCUAUUUCUUCUAUUGACGCAUCCUCUGCAUCUGGCAGUAUUCAAGUUCAAGUGCCUUCUACCUUUGAAAGCAAAAUGGAACUUAGCUGUGUGGUAGGAAAUGUUCAUGUCAAUGCUGUUGAUUCAUCCAAAUUGCAUUACCGUCGUUCUGGUGGUAUCGUUGGUCACACUUUGAAAGGUUACUAUGGAACGGACAGUCAUCCUCCUUCUAACAUCAAGAUCAGUACCGUUUCUGGCAAUGCCAACUUGGAUAUCGUAUAGUGUAUUCUAUUUUAUUUAUUUAUUUAUUUUAUUCCACAGUGAUCUUUGAAUAAAUACAAAAUGAAAAUCUA